AGCUCAGAUGAACGCGAGAACAUUGCGGACACGCGCUCCGAGCACACGCGCGCUCAGCAUCUCUGUCCCGUCCCACCGGACAGCUGCGGAAAUUAAAAAACAUUACACUCGUGUCCGGCAACAUUCUGUUUUAUGUGUCACAAUCCAGAGGAGAGGACAAGGACCAGAGCUGACACUGAAAGAGGUCAUUUCUAAUAUCCCGGCAACAAAAGAAAGGCAGAAAUCGUAGUGUCCUGACGGGCUCCGAUCAACACAAGGACUCCGCAUUAUUUUACCUUCGGCUAUGACAUCACACUAGACCUAUCCAAGCCCCCCCACACACAGAGUCCAUCAUGUCUGCCCCUGGCACUCGAGACGGCGGCGGCACUGGCAUCGGGGGAAUCUACGAGCUCCUUGGCCGCACCUUGGGCCGCGGGCACUUCGCCGUGGUACACCUGGCCCGCCACAUCCCCACCGGCCAGCGGGUGGCGCUCAAGGAGAUCGACAAGCAGCGCGUGGAGGGCGCCGAGCCCGAGGGGGCCGGUCGCCUGCUCCAGGAAGUGAGCUGCAUGAAGCUGCUCCGCCAUCCGGGCGUGGUGCGCCUCUACGAGGUCAUCGACACGCCCACCAAGCUCUACCUGGUACUGGAGCUGGCCGAGGGUGGCGACCUCUACGACCUCAUCCUGCGGCACGAGGCCGGCUUGGGCGAGGCUGGCGCCCGGCCGCUGUUCGCCCAGGUGGUACGCGCCAUCGCCUACUGCCACCGCAUGCACGUGGUUCACCGCGACCUCAAGCCCGAGAACCUGCUGCUCUUCCCCAAGCAGGGGGCACUCAAGCUUACGGACUUUGGCUUCAGCAAGCGCUUCCACCCGGGGACCAAACUCACCACCAGCUGCGGAUCGCUGGCCUACUCCGCCCCCGAAGUGCUGCUGGGAGAGGAGUACCAUGCACCUGCUGUGGAUAUUUGGUCUUUAGGUGUAAUUCUCUACAUGCUGGUUUGUGGUGUGAGUCCAUUCCAGGAGGCCAAUGACAGCGAGACGCUCACCAGGAUCAUGGAUUGCAGCUACACUGUCCCCUCACACAUCUCCGCUGACUGCAGAGAUCUGAUCUCUCUCAUGCUACAGAGGGAUGCUUGUUGCCGGGCGACCCUUGAGGAGAUUGAGGGGCACCGGUGGCUACAAGGAGUUGUUCUGCCUCCUCAAAGCGUCAUGGCAACGAACCCGGCGAUAGCCCCGGUGACCCCACACAGCCUCAUGGCCUCAGAGCACGAUGCGAUCCUGCAGAGCAUGAGACACGUCGCCAGCGCUGCACACAUCACAGAGGCAUUGGAUGCGGACAGGUACGACCACAUCACAGCUACCUACUACCUCCUGGCCGAGCGCAUUCUGAGGGAAAGACAGCAGGACACAGAGACACAGACACGUAGCAUAUCCGAGCCUUUGACUGUUAUCAUGCCAGAUGACCCUGCGACCUUGCUCACCUCCUGUAAUCGGCAUGGCGUAUCCGAAUCCGGUGACCUCUCGAACCCGAGGGUCCCGUCACUGCAACAAUGUCACAUCAGUGACACUAAGCUCAGCCAAUAUGGUGCAGGACCACCGGCAGAACACAACAUUUGUCCCACCUCUCCCGACGAGCCUCAGCCAAUCAAGAAUGUGCAUGCCCUGCAGCAGAUCUGUGAGGAAGAGGAAGAAGAGGAAGAUGAAAAUGACAGCGGCAUGUAUCUUACACACACACAACACGCACAAGAGCUGCCACACACCCAGGCAGCAAUGGUCUCUCACUCUCCGACACCCCCCACCCAUGAGAAACCCAGUGACCCAACCGUGGAGGAGAGAGGACAGAAUAUAGUGAAGCCCAAUCACACACACGAAACCAAAGCAAACGACACGCCUGCCGCUGACAGAGCACACACGCACCAAGAUGAUGAUUCGCUCUCACCUGAGUCUGGCACAGGUGCCCAGGUGCAGCCGCAGAGAGAGGUGGAGCUUAAGCAUGAGGCGGAGUCUGGCAGCAGAGCUCCAGAGCUGCCGGAGAAGAACAAUAACACGCCCCUUCCGUACAAGCCACUCCCCUCACCACGCCCCGCACACAAGAACCACUGUGUGGAGGAGGGCCCGGAUGCCGUGGAGUCGGGCCGCACGUCCGUCAGCCCCGAGGCCGAGAGGGUGGAGGACGACGAGCUGCACACCGACCGGCGCUUGGCCAAUCCGAAGCCCAGUGAUUCCCGGCGGAGCAGCGGCAAGGAGGUGGGACCUGAGCUGUGGGCCAAGGGGCGUGGCGUGAGGUUGCGUGAGCGGCUGCUGCAGUUCCCGCUGUGCGAGAAGGCCUUGUCGCUCAACAUCAACCCCGCCCCCAAAGAGAAGCUGCUACCCUUCGCGCAGUACAACUGCUGUCAUGUACUGUGAUGACACCCACGCCCAUACCAUAAUUAUCGCCUGUCCAAUCCGGAUGCGGAUCUGAUGUCAGAUCGUACCCUGACCUGAUGCAUAUCUGAGACCCUCCACAAAGAUGACCUCUCCUCUUCUCACUUCAGCUGCUGGCACUUCCUAUCUCUCUCACCUUUCCCGAAAAUGAAAGCACCUCACUACUCUGAGCAGAGGUCCUACACUUCCUCAACUAUAUUAGCACCCAGGCUAGUCUGUAUAUAAGGCCUGUCACGCCACUGCUACCCAUAAUUAGCCUACCUGCAGUCUCCUAUAAAUGAGACAUCUCACUCUGCGCUGCUAUGUACAUAGGCCUAUUACAGUGGUAUAUCUGAAAAGAGAUGAAUUGUCCAUAGUUGCAUUGUGUAUGGUUUAUUUAAGACAAAUGUGUAACCCUGUUUUUGUGGCUAGAAGCAUGACAAUGCCUAGCACUGGAAAUUAGCUACAGAGGGAGUGUGUAAAUACAAAUUCGAAGCUCAGAGAGAUUCAUUAUCAAGUAAUGUGCUAAUGCUAAUAUUUGUUGAGCGUGUGUGCUAAUGCUAGCUGAUAGCCUUGCAUCGGUUUUGAAGUGUGCUGAUAACCUAUAACAAUGUAAGCUCAGAGUAAUGCAGUGUGUGGGGGGAGCUAAGUGAACUAAUGCUAAUAUUAGCUCAGAGCAGUGUGUUGAUUAAGGAAUGUGCUAAAGCUUCUGCAGAGCAGUGGACUAACGAGAAAGUGUUGCAUCCAGUGCUAAUAAAGCUAAGAGCCAGCUAACCCUAUAGGGGGCAGUGUGGAGCAGCAGUGGUAUCACCCACACCUGCCCCCAAGUUGGUCAGGGUUCGAUACCCAAAAAGUGGUAACAGAGUCCCUGUUGCUUUGGCUGAAAGGGUCUGCUUAAUCCCUCUCGCUUUACUUUACUUAGAUGUAGCCUAGCUGACUAUUAGCAGAAUCACUCUGUCCAGACAGUGAUGUAAGCCGCUGAUGUUAAAGUGGUGGUGCGGCUUUACCUCAGUCUUCCAGUGUCCCCAUCUGCUAUAGCCUACAUUUAUUUUUUCUUACUGAAAUUCAUAUACUAAAACAAACGUUAGCACUCAAGAAAAGGUUACUGUAGUAUAGAAGUCAAAUGUAAGAUGACUCCUAUCUGUAAAAAAAACAUGCAAGAUUUGUGAAAUAAGUCUUACAGAAGAAAAACACUGUAAUAAUGUAUAUACUUUGUUAUUACCAUGUGUUACUUGUAUUUUAUACAGUAUCAUUCAUCUAUAUACAAGACCAGUUCUACACUCAGCUGUGCUGGUUAUCAGAGGUGCUGUCCCUUGGGAAAGAUUGAUAGGUGCUCUGUCUUAAGCUCUGAACAUUCUUGGUUCUAAUGGUUUUGUGGACCCAGUGUUGGGACCUACAAGGUCACCAGGAUGGCAUAUUUGUAAUGUGGUCACUUCUCAAUAGAAUAGACUAGAAGGAUGACCAGCAGAUUUCGGCGUGUGUGACAGAAAGAUCCUCUAUAGGUCUGAAUUGUGCUCUGUAGCACUCUCUGGUGGCUAUCAUGACCUCACCUACACUGAACUAAGCACCAUAAUCCGAGUUCAUAUGAACCUCCUCUCCCUGAGUCAUCAGUGUGACUUAGCUGAGUUUUGUCAAGCGCCACCUUGUGGAAGAGAAGCUCAACAACAGCGAGGUUAUUAUCCCUUUCUCACAAUACAGCCCCCACCACCACAUACUGUAAACACCCUGUGUUUGUUUUCAGAUUAGGAUUUCAUAUUAACUGUCUCUCUGUGUGUAGUUUAGGGUUAGGCUAAUUCGAGAUCCUAGGCAGUCACUAUCAGCACUGCUGCCCUUGAUUGAACCCACACUACACCGGUGUAUGCUUGUGUGUGUGUGUGUGUGUGUGUGUGUUUCUAUUUUUCCUGUUCACACUCACUGAUGUCAUGUUUGGUUUAGAGUUCUCUGUCCUGCUGCUGUUCCCAUGACCCCAAAAGCACACCUCUGUCUCAGAGACCAUUUAUUUUUAUAUUUGCCUAAUAAAAGAUGAGGAAAGAACAACA
Messenger RNA from Alosa alosa (allis shad), 4420 nucleotides. It is a transcript of the gene snrkb, whose product is annotated as SNF related kinase b. NCBI's taxonomy places the organism in Eukaryota, Metazoa, Chordata, Actinopteri, Clupeiformes, Clupeidae. Gene Ontology annotation, molecular function: tau-protein kinase activity; ATP binding; protein serine/threonine kinase activity. The coding region runs from base 333 to 2384 and encodes 683 amino acids. The record is from RefSeq and is a predicted model, not a curated record. Gene Ontology annotation, cellular component: cytoplasm. Gene Ontology annotation, biological process: protein phosphorylation; microtubule cytoskeleton organization; intracellular signal transduction. The transcript is spliced from 6 exons.